GUGGCAAUUAUUCAGAAAUCCUUGCAGUACACUGGCAGCCACCGUAAGCACCAGAGCCAUGUAAACAAAAGGCUGAUUUCAUAGAUUUGGGCCUAUAGGUUUUAGGCAAAAUCUGCAGAAAUGGGCAAGCGAGAUAAUAGAGUGCCGUACUUGAACCCAAUAGCUGCUGCCAGAGCCAGAGGACCUGUUCCCAACUAUGGCACCACCAUUCAGGAUUAUCUAAGCAGACCACGGCCAUCAUGGGAGGAGGUAAAAGAACAGCUGGAAAAGAAAAAGAAAGGCUCCAGAGCCCUGGCUGAUUUUGAAGACAGAAUGAACAAGCGAUGGAAGAAGGAGCUGGAGAAAAACAGGGAGAAGGUACUUGGUGGAGGUGAAAAGAAAGAAAAAGACAAGGAGAAGGAAAAGAAAGAGAAAAAGGAGAAGAAGAAAAAGUCCAGUAGGCAUUCCUCAUCCUCCUCCUCCUCCUCAUCGAGUUCUGAUUCCUCCUCCAGUUCCUCCUCAGACUCUGAAGAUGAUGAUGAUAAGAAAAAUGUGAAAAAGAAGAAAAAGAGGAAAAGAUCCAAUGCCCGGCGAGCAUCUGAUGACUCUGACAUCAAGUCAGAGACUGAUAGCAGGGAGUCUUCCAAGAAAAAGAAGAAACUGGAUGGAGAGAUAGACAAGGAUGAAAAGGAUGGCCGAAUGAAGAGGAAAGCUGAAAGGAGUCACUCAGAGUCCUCAGACGGGUCUGAUGUAGACAGAGAUGCUGAGUCCAAAAAGAAAAAACACAGUAGUGAAGAGAAGGAGAAAAUUACAGACAAGUAUAAGAAGAAAAAGAAAAAGAAGAAGCAUAAGAAACACAGCAAAAAGAAAAAGAGGAAGACUUCCGGCUUUGAUUUGGACUAAAGGACUAGUGAGUGUGGUGUCCUGCACAACAGGCAGCUGGAAUUCGGAGUGGGAAUGGAGACUUGAGCUCUUGCCGGACUGUGGGGGAAAAAAACUUUAGAUAUUUGUCAAAGUGACUCGUAAAAGUGGGUGCUUCUUAGCACCGUGCGGCUUUGUGGCCGACUUGGAUGAGAGGAUCAUGUGGUUGGGGAGUUGAAAGGGGGGUGGGGUACAUUAUGUCAGGUUUGUGUUUGUUUUUUAAGCAGAUGAUUCUCAGUCCAAAUAAAGGUCAUUUACACCACUGGCGGCCCUGUGUACAGUAUCUUUGUGCUGAUGUGGAUCUGCAUGAGAAAUGCUGGUUUCGGGUUGUAAAUGCGACUGAUUUGCAAUAAAUAUUUAUAGAAAA
This is a messenger RNA of Sinocyclocheilus grahami, 1267 nucleotides long. It is a transcript of the gene fam133b, whose product is annotated as family with sequence similarity 133 member B. Lineage: Eukaryota; Metazoa; Chordata; Actinopteri; Cypriniformes; Cyprinidae. The transcript has 11 exons. The coding region runs from base 121 to 882 and encodes 253 amino acids. The record is from RefSeq and is a predicted model, not a curated record.